AUGGUAGACCGGGAGCCAGGUACACCUACCUGGAAGUUCACACAAUGCUUUGGUGACAAAGGCGAUGUGGAAGAUAUCACAGAAGCGGAUAUCAUUUCGACUGUCGAGUUCGACCACACCGGUAACUAUCUGGCAACGGGAGACAAGGGGGGAAGAGUAGUACUGUUUGAGCGGAACGAGACGAAAAAAACCUGCGAGUAUAAGUUUCACACCGAAUUUCAGUCGCACGAGCCGGAAUUCGAUUACCUAAAAUCACUAGAGAUCGAAGAGAAGAUCAACAAGAUAAAGUGGUGUAGACGACAAAACGCUUCCCAUUUCCUCCUUUCGACGAAUGACAAAACAAUAAAACUGUGGAAGGUGUUUGACAAKUCGCUGAAGGUGGUGGCAGAGAACAACUUAUCGAACGAGCUUACACCCGCGGGUGCUGUUGGUGGUGGAGGGGCGCCGCGCGCGCCCCGUUUAUCCUUCAAGGAUGCAUCAGCUCUGAAGCUUCCACGGAUGACACAUCAUGAUACGGUCGUUGCAGCUGUCCCUCGGAGGACAUAUGCAAAUGCUCACGCAUAUCACAUCAACAGCAUUUCUGUGAACAGUGAUGGGGAGACUUUCAUCAGCAGCGACGAUCUUCGAAUCAACCUGUGGAACCUUAACAUUCAAGACCAGAGCUUCAACAUUGUCGAUAUCAAACCUGCAAACAUGGAAGAGCUGACAGAGGUCAUCACAGCUGCUGAGUUCCAUCCCACUAGCUGCAAUUGGUUCAUGUACGCCAGCUCGAAAGGCACAAUCAAGCUUGCCGACAUGCGGCAGCGAGCGUUGUGCGAUGAGCAUUCGAAGCUCUUCGAACAAGAGGAAGAUGCCUCGUCUCGCUCCUUUUUCUCUGAAAUCAUCUCAUCUAUCUCGGACGUCCGUUUCUCACACGACGGCCGGUACAUUGUGUCAAGAGACUACCUCACAGUCAAGAUCUGGGAUGUCAACAUGGAGAGGCAACCGGUGAAGACCAUUCCAAUCCACGAGCAUCUACGGCCACGAUUGUGUGACACGUACGAGAACGACAGCAUCUUUGACAAGUUUGAGGUGGUCUUCUCGGGUGAUGCGGAGAACGUUAUGACCGGAAGUUAUAACAACAACUUUAUGAUCUACCCCACGGACUCUAGCAAGGAAACGGAGAUCGUACUGCAAGCAGACAAGUCCGCCUUCAAGGCCAAGAAGGUCGGUGUCCCGACACCUAUGAAUAAAAACGGCAAGAAGAAUGGGUCCAGGGCUGGUAGCCCCGCUGGUCCGGGCAGUCGGAUGAAGAAAGAGACCGAUGCGGAUCAGAUCGAUUUCAACAAGAAGAUUCUUCACAUGAGCUGGCAUCCUUAUGAGGAUAGCAUUGCCAUUGCUGCUACAAAUAACCUGUUUGUCUUCUCCGCCUUGUAA
Aspergillus pseudoviridinutans is the source of this 1416-nucleotide messenger RNA. Its product is annotated as protein phosphatase 2A regulatory subunit CDC55. Gene Ontology annotation, cellular component: cytosol; protein phosphatase type 2A complex. The transcript has 6 exons. NCBI's taxonomy places the organism in Eukaryota, Fungi, Ascomycota, Eurotiomycetes, Eurotiales, Aspergillaceae. Gene Ontology annotation, molecular function: protein binding; protein phosphatase regulator activity. The record is from RefSeq and is a predicted model, not a curated record. Gene Ontology annotation, biological process: peptidyl-serine dephosphorylation. The coding region runs from base 1 to 1416 and encodes 471 amino acids.